CAUCAGUACUGCAUGCACAAUUCAUUUCUUGCAUAACAAUAACAUGAGGUUAGACCCUGGAGAUUCACCAGACCCAGUUCUAUACAACAUCGCUGCCGAUCGAUUCCUCCGGCAACUAGAAGCUCAAGGCAAUCAGAUCUCGCAGUCCCAUCUGGUCCGGGCGCAACAGCUAGCUACCGACUAGAUGGGAACAGUGGACAAGCGGUGUAGGUCCCAUGAACACGUCCCCUUGAACUAGCCGUACUACCGUACAAACGUACUACCCGACACCGAGGACGCUGAAUUGACUGGACCAUCAUGUCGGAAGAAGUUGUCAAUCAGGCUGACCCAGACGCAAGAAUCCAUCACCGUAACUCGGACAGUGGUGGGGAGAUGCUGCUGUCACCCGCCGACAUCCACUACAUGCCAUGUGCCGGCACCAAGGACGACGUCAAUCGCAACACCGCCGACAUCGCCCAAGAGGUCCAGCCGAUGGAUCUGUGUGAUGAGAAGGCCUGUCUCCAGGUGGUGGAGAAGGGUGGUGUCUACUUCUCACUAGACAACGGUCGACUGGGGCUUCUUAAACGUCUACAGCGGGAGGGACGCUGCGCCAGGGUGAGGGUGGAACAGGUGCCGCUCAAGAACGUGUCCCCGGGGAUCCAGGACGUGAUGGUCGUACCGGUGCAGCCUGUUCGACAGCGGGGGAGAUUGUAUGGUAAAGGUCCAUUGAAACUAUUGAACAUUCUACAUUUGGAGAGAAGGACGUCGCUAACAAGCGUCAACAGCGCCACCGGCAUCACGGACGACGACACCGACGAUUCUGAUUUCCAAGUCACAGACAGCGAAUGUGAUUGGAGCGCCGAUGUUCGAGACAGCUCUAGCAUGCUGUCCUCGGGGGACGAUACGGAGGGCGAGGGAGACAAUCUGCUGUAAACAUGUUACCCGGAAGUUGUUGUAAUGAUGUUUAUGUUGCUGGACUUCUUCGGGCUACGCCAGAAAGAGUGUCCGAAAGGACAGUUGGAUUCACGAUGCUUGAAGAAUUGACGUGCCUUAAAGGGGUUAACAGAGUAUUGCACGACCAGUCAACACGCCACAGUAUCAGUUGGACUCCCAGCCCUUUGUCAGAACAUUUCUAAAGGGAAUGGCUUACCUAAUUUGUUCUUGGUUGAUGGAAGGCGGUUUCACGGUAUCAUCUUUGCUAUCGUUCGAAUCAUUAUAGGUUGUUUUAUUUACAGAAUAAACGGUAAGAAAUA
This is a messenger RNA of Haliotis rufescens (red abalone), 1232 nucleotides long. RefSeq lists its product as uncharacterized. The transcript has 4 exons. NCBI's taxonomy places the organism in Eukaryota, Metazoa, Mollusca, Gastropoda, Lepetellida, Haliotidae. The record is from RefSeq and is a predicted model, not a curated record. The coding region runs from base 298 to 912 and encodes 204 amino acids.